Didymodactylos carnosus is the source of this 1154-nucleotide messenger RNA. Lineage: Eukaryota; Metazoa; Rotifera; Eurotatoria; Philodinida; Philodinidae. The record is from the annotation of a GenBank genome assembly.
GUAUACGUUUUUCAAUGGACUUUAUUCCUGUUCUACAUUCACCACAUCCUCACCGUAUGAUGACAUGUGACAGUAUUUCUCAUACCAUUUCCCACGAUCGGAUUUUCCAAUAAGAACAGUCAAUACGUGUUUUGUAGAGAACUGAACGAACUAUCCUUUAGUUGAAAGAUUUGCUCGAUUAAUUAGACGAAUUAAUUGCUCGUAUUCCGUUAGACGAAUAUCGAGUUUUUGCUCAAUUUCGUAUAGAACGAUUUUUACUGCCCGUGACACUCAUUACUCCAACAUCUUCGUCUUUAGCACAACAGGUUGAUCAUGUCUUUUCCGAUCUACGCAACCACGAUAUUACGACUGCUUAUUACCUGUUGAGUGAAAACAAGAGUAAAACAGUUGCUGAUGUUGUUGAAGAAGCUGCUCAGGGUAUCAUUAUAGAAGGAACAGCACUUGAUAAAACACAUGAAGCAGAAUGGUUAGCUCAACAGUUACGCAAUGUUAAACAUUUUGGCGCUAGUAUCGACUUCAUAGAAGAAGUCUAUAUUCUUCCAGACAUUCCUUCGGAAAUUCGACGGAGUACAUAUGCGUGUAUUAUUUAUUCAACCCAACUACCUAAGGAAGCCUUAAAUCUGUGUCUGUUUAAUUCGCAAUCUUGUGAAUCGAUUUUUCGAAACACAAGGGCACUAAGUGGUGCAUAUUCUACAACUGUGAAUUUCACCGUAUAUGAUUUUCUACGUCGAGCACAAAAGUUAACCAUCCUCAAUGACAUAAAAUCAAAAGAAUUGGUAGAAACCGAGAAACAAUUGAAAUUUCCUGUUCAUCAUAAACACAAGCAUGAUAAUCAGUUUUUAUCAUUACAAAACUUAAGUGAUGUUGAAAGUUUGGACGUAGAACAAACGAUUCGAAAUUCAUAUGAAUUUGCUGUUAAACUCAUUGAACUGCUGAAUAUAUCAAAAGUCUUGAAAAAAUACAAUGUGUUCAAAUUAGAUGAAUUAGGUGAAUUUAUCGGUCAUCAUUUAAGAACAAAAUCAAAGCUUGCUGACAAUUCAAAAAUGGAUAAUGAUAAUUCAUCCAAAAUCGAUUCUGAAUUCGAUCUAGGGGAUGAUAACGAAGAUAACAAAGACGAACCUUCAAGGACUAAGAAUACGAGAGCAGGUUGCUGA